AUGGUCGUGCCAGUCCUCUUUGCCUUAAUCUGGAUGGUGGAGGGAGCCCUGGCGCAGCUUCACUACACCGUGCAAGAGGAGCAAGAGCAUGGCACUUUCGUGGGGAAUAUUGCCGAGGACCUGGGCUUGGACAUUACAAAACUUUCGGCUCGCCGCUUCCAGACGGUGCCCAAUUCGCGGAGCCCUUACCUGGACCUCAAUCUGGAGACCGGGGUGCUGUACGUGAGCGAGAAGAUCGACCGCGAGCAGAUCUGCAAGCAGAACCCGUCAUGCCAGCUGCACCUGGAAGUCUUCCUGGAGAACCCGCUGGAGCUCUUCCGCGUGGAGAUCGAGGUGCUGGACAUUAACGACAACCCUCCCGCCUUCCCAGAGCCCGACCUGACGGUGGAGAUCUCGGAGAGCGCCACGCCGGGCACCCGCUUCCCCCUCGAGAGCGCCUUCGAUCCGGACGUGGGCACCAACUCGCUGCGCACCUACGAGAUCACCCCCAACAGUUACUUCUCGCUGGACGUGCAGACUCAGCCCGACGGCAACCGCUUUGCCGAGCUGGUGCUCUCCAAGCCGCUGGACCGCGAGCAGCAGGCGGUGCACCGCUACGUGCUGACAGCCGUGGACGGCGGGCAGCCGCAGCAGCGCACCGGCACGGCCCUGCUCACUAUCCGCGUGCUGGACUCCAACGACAACGUCCCCGCCUUCGAGCAGCCCGUCUACACCGUCUCCCUGCCCGAGAACUCGCCGCCCGGCACGCUGGUGCUGCAGCUCAAUGCCAGCGACCCGGAUGAGGGCCAGAAUGGCGAGAUCAUCUACUCGUUCAGCAGCCACAUCUCGGCCCGCGCCCGGGAGCUCUUCGGCAUCUCGCCGCGGACGGGCCGGCUGGAGGUGAGCGGCGAGCUGGACUACGAGGAGAGCAGCGUCUAUCAGGUGUACGUGCAAGCCAAGGACCUGGGGCCCAACGCCGUGCCGGCCCACUGCAAGGUUCUGGUGAGGGUGCUGGACGCCAACGACAACGCGCCCGAGAUUAGCUUCUCCACCGUCAAGGAGGCGGUGAGCGAGGCAGCGGCGCCCGGCACGGUGGUGGCCCUCUUCAGCGUCUCGGACCGCGACUCAGAGGAGAACGGGCAGGUGCACUGCGAGCUGCUGCAGGGCGAGGCGCCCUUCCGCCUCAAGAGCUCCUUCAAGAACUACUACACCAUCGUCACCGAGGGGCCCCUGGACCGCGAGCAGCCCGGCGGCGACGCCUACACGCUGACGGUGGUGGCGCGGGACCUGGGCGAGCCGGCGCUGAGCACCAGCAAGUCCAUCCAGGUGCGCGUCAGCGACGUGAACGACAACGCGCCCCGCUUCUCGCAGCCCGUCUACCAGGUGUACGUGAGCGAGAACAACGUGCCGGGCGCCUACAUCUACGCCGUCAGCGCCAGUGACCGCGACCAGGGCGCCAACGCGCAGCUGGCCUACUCCAUCCUGGAGAGCCAGAUCCAGGGCAUGUCGGUCUUCACCUACGUCUCCAUCAACUCCGAGAACGGCUUCCUCUACGCGCUGCGCUCCUUCGACUACGAGCAGCUCAAGGAGUUCAGCUUCCAGGUGGAGGCCCGCGACGCCGCCGCCGGCGGCCCCGAGGAGGAGGAGGCGCUGGCCGGCAACGCCACUGUCAACAUCGUGGUGGUGGACCAGAAUGACAACGCGCCCGCCAUCGUCAGCCCGCUGCCCGGCCGCAACGGCACGCCGGCCCGGGAGGUGCUGCCCCGCGGCGCCGAGCCGGGCUACCUGGUGACCCGCGUGGCUGCCGUGGACGCCGACGACGGCGAGAACGCGCGCCUGACCUACAGCAUCGUGCGCGGCAACGAGGCCAGCCUCUUCCGCAUGGACUGGCGCACCGGCGAGCUGCGCACCGCGCGCAAGGUGCCGGCCAAGCGCGACUCGCAGCGGCCCUUCGAGCUGGUCAUCGAGGUGCGCGACCACGGGCAGCCGCCGCUCUCCUCCACCGCCGCGCUGCACGUGUUGCUGGUGGACAGCGCGGUGGAGCGGCAGGGGGCGGGCGCGGGCGGCGGCGGCACGGGCGGCGGCGGGGCGCUGGGCCCCGGCGGGGCAGGCGGGCCCGGCGGCGAGCACCGGCCCAGCCGCUCGGGGGCGGGCGGCGGCGGCGGCGAGAGCUCGCUGGACCUGACGCUGAUCCUCAUCAUCGCGCUGGGCUCGGUCUCCUUCGUCUUCCUGCUGGCCAUGAUCGUGCUGGCCGUGCGCUGCCAGAAGGAGAAGAAGCUCAGCAUCUACACGUGCCUGGCCAGCGACUGCUGCCUGAGCUGCUGCUGCUGCUGCCCCUGCUGCAGCCGCCAGGCGCGGGCCCGCAAGAAGAAGCUCAGCAAGUCCGACAUCAUGCUGGUGCAGAGCGCCAACGUGCCCAGCAACCCGGCCCAGGGGCCCGCCGAGGAGUCGGCCAGCUUCGGCUCCCACCACCACAACCAGAACUACUGCUACCAGGUCUGCCUCACGCCCGAGUCGGCCAAGACCGACCUGAUGUUCCUCAAGCCCUGCAGCCCCUCCCGCAGCACCGACGCCGAGCACAACCCCUGCGGGGCCAUCGUCACGGGCUACGCUGACCAGCAGCCCGACAUUAUCUCCAAUGGCAGCAUACUAUCCAGCGAGACUAAACACCAGCGUGCAGAGCUCAGUUAUCUAGUUGAUAGACCACGGCGGGUAAACAGUUCUGCAUUCCAGGAAGCAGACAUAGUAAGCUCUAAGGACAGUGGUCAUGGAGACAGUGAGCAAGGAGACAGCGAUCAUGACGCCACUAAUCGAGGUCAAUCCUCUGGCAUGGAUCUCUUCUCUAAUUGCACAGAAGAAUGUAAAGCAUUGGGCCACUCGGAUCGGUGCUGGAUGCCCUCUUUUGUCCCUUCUGAUGGACGCCAGGCUGCGGAUUACCGCAGCAAUCUUCAUGUUCCUGGUAUGGACUCUGUUCCAGACACUGAAGUGUUUGAAACACCAGAAGCCCAGCCAGGGCCAGAGAGGUCCUUCUCCACCUUUGGCAAAGAGAAGGCCCUUCACAGCACUCUGGAGCGGAAGGAACUGGAUGGACUGCUGUCUAAUACACGAGCGCCUUACAAACCACCAUAUUUGACACGGAAAAGGAUAUGCUAGUCAAUUCUACGGGAUUUACCUGAAGCAGCAUGAUUUGCACAAAAGUCGACCAACAAAAGCAUCAACUUUUCAACUUCAUUAUCUUGGCCAUCCAAUUCUGUGUUAACUGAAGAAUUACUGUGCUGUUGGAGAUAUCAUGGCCAACAAUAGGACCUAACUGCUCUCAGCAGGCCUGAGAAAUGAGUUGAAAUGUAUGGAACUGUAGAAACUUCAAGAGGCAGCUGAUUUUUGCCUCUCUGAUCAGUGUGUGCCUGUUUACAGCACUAUAUAGCUCUCUCUUUCUCUCUCUUUCUCUCUCUAAAAUGUCACUGAGCCCUUUAGAUGUUUAUAUUCGCCACAAGAAGCCAAUCGUACAGAUUUUAAAAAAAGGAAACGUGCAUUAUAAAUGCAAUAUCACUGUUUUAAACUUGACUGUUUUAUAUUAUUUUUGUGUGAUCAAGUGUCCCCCAAACUAUUCCAACUUUACAAAAGAAAUUGUGAAUCAUGUUCUUUUCACCUGUGGGUCAUGAAAAUGUUGUUAAUCUGCAGACCCACAAAAUAUCAAAGACAUUCUGUAGUUUAUACACCGUGUUGCAAAGUGUUUACUGUACUAUUUCAAAGCUUCUAAAUAAAUAUAAAAUAUAUAUAUUAUAUUACAUAUAAUUUUCCGGGAAACGUGGUACCAUUUAGUUGAUUUUUAAAUGAAUUCAUACAGUCUGCACCAUACACUAAAGUGAGAAGGUAAUUCAGGGUCCUUAAAUUAUCCUUGCCUAAACAAUAAAAUAAAUCUUUAAUAAUACUUCCCCAUUUUUGUACUUUGGUCAAUCCUGUUUUGUCCUUGUUAAAAAAAAAAAAGAGCUGUAAGAAACAACAGUUUUUUUUCUGAAAGUUGUACUGAAUUUUCAAUGCCAAAGAUACAGCUGUCAAUAAUUAUGAAAAUGAGCACUGACUAUGUACUAUCAAAAGUAUAUAUAUCAACCUCCAUUAUUUUAAUUCUAUUUCUAUGGCUUUUAAUUUGGAAUCAAAAAACUUUUUA
Molecule: messenger RNA, 4147 nt
Organism: Eublepharis macularius
Lineage: Eukaryota; Metazoa; Chordata; Lepidosauria; Squamata; Eublepharidae
Gene: PCDH10
Product: protocadherin 10
Exons: 5
Coding region: 1-3132 (1043 amino acids)
Biological process (GO): homophilic cell-cell adhesion
Cellular component (GO): plasma membrane
Molecular function (GO): calcium ion binding
Source: RefSeq, a predicted model, not a curated record